Molecule: messenger RNA, 1109 nt
Organism: Jatropha curcas
Lineage: Eukaryota; Viridiplantae; Streptophyta; Magnoliopsida; Malpighiales; Euphorbiaceae
Source: RefSeq, a predicted model, not a curated record
CUGCCUCUCAGGCAGCACCGACUUUCAGCUAUGCGAUGAUGAUGAUGGGAGGAGGCCGAGCUGCUACAAAUAACUAUGGGAUGGGAGGAGGAAACUAUGGAAUGAGAGGAGGCGGAGUUGCUGCAAACAACUAUGGGAUGGGAGGAGGAAACUAUGGGAUGAGAGGAGGCGGAGCUGCUACAAACAACUAUGGGAUAAGAGGAGGAAACUAUGGGAUGACAGGAGGCGGACUUGCUACAAACAACUAUGAGAUAGGAGGGGGCCGAGCUGCUACAAACAACUAUGGGAUUGGAGGAGGCAGAGCUGCUACAAACAACUAUGGCAUUGGAGGAGGCCAAGCUGCUAUAAACCACUAUGGGAUGAUUAAUCGCAUGGGAAAUGUUGGAAUGGGUAACAUAGGAAGUAAUCUUCUUGGGGGCCAAAACCUGAACUCAUGGGCAUAUGAUAUGGGAAGCUCAUCGACAAGAUAUGGGAAGCUUCAAUCGACCGAUGGACAUUUUGACGGCACCAUCACCAAAUAUGCUACAGGAAUUCCUGCUUACCAGAACAUCAAUGGUGGUUUGACAUUGCCUCCAUUUCAACCUCAUAGCUUGACUAGCUACACACUCCUUGACUGCUCUCCUUUCAAGGCACGCCAGACUGGAAAGUCCUCUUCUGUUGCAAGGCGCCCACGCAAUGGGAACAACAUUAACCCUCACAGGAGGUGCACCAACUAUAAUUGCAACACUAAUGAUACUCCCAUGUGGCGUAAAGGUCCUCUUGGUCCCAAGUCAUUAUGCAAUGCUUGUGGAAUAAAAUAUCGGAAGGAAGCGGAGAAACGAAAAGCCAAAGAAGCAGCCAAAGAUUCAAAAGCUUGAAGGAUUUCAAAGUUCUCAAAGAAAUUAAAAUAAAAGCUUGCUUUUUUUCAUAAAAAGUAGUUUGGACCUUGGUGUGUUGUUUUUAUGUUGUUGCUGUUGUAACUUCUAUAAAUCGACUAUUUAAGCUUCUUUCCGCCAAACAAUGGCAAGAACAUAUAGAAAUAUAUUAUGCUUCAAAAGGUUGGCAUAAACUAUUGGCUUAAUAAGUAAAGUGAAAUUUAUAAAUUUAUUCUCAUAUUACAGCAUAAUUAA